Molecule: messenger RNA, 545 nt
Organism: Talaromyces proteolyticus
Lineage: Eukaryota; Fungi; Ascomycota; Eurotiomycetes; Eurotiales; Trichocomaceae
Exons: 1
Coding region: 128-478 (116 amino acids)
Source: RefSeq, a predicted model, not a curated record
UUAUUACCGUUUGCUGAGCAACAAGCCUAAUAUAAUCAUGGUUCAGCCUCAUCCACAGUUUUUAGGCAUAUUAUUGAUUUCACACCAUGCCAUGAAAGGCUUAAUACUGUGAUUUACAUCCACGAUAAUGACAGCCAAUAUCCUCGAAGUUCUCAACGUCUACAACCCCUUGGAUUAUUUGAAGACUUUCUUACCCCCAAGCGCUUUGUUACCUUUUUGCAUGCAUUUGAUUUGGUGUUGGAUACCCUCUCCUAAAUUUCUUCUUCUAUCUCUCUUACGAAGCGUGUUUCCUACCCGUUUUUUUGUUUCCUCCAUUGCGUACAGACCCCAUGGCUGGAUACUGAAACGAGCCUUUUCUUGGUUCUGGGUUGGUUAUGUUUGGAACCAUUUUGGUUGCGCUUUCCUCAUGUAUGUCGAAAAAAGAUCUACUACAACAUUAGACAUAUACAUAGGGAUGUUGGGCUGUAUGGGUAUAUAGGAGAUACGCUCAUUGCGAGCUCAAAAUAAUACAAAAAGUGUCCAGAGUCAAUAUGGGGUCUAUUAAU